This is a messenger RNA of Yarrowia lipolytica CLIB122, 2016 nucleotides long. RefSeq lists its product as uncharacterized. The record is from RefSeq and is a predicted model, not a curated record. Gene Ontology annotation, molecular function: quinone binding; copper ion binding; primary methylamine oxidase activity. Lineage: Eukaryota; Fungi; Ascomycota; Dipodascomycetes; Dipodascales. Gene Ontology annotation, biological process: amine metabolic process.
AUGACUCCCCACCCUUUCGAUCAGCUCUCCGUUCAGGAGAUGGAGAGCGUUGUGCGAGUGGUCAAGUCCAACCAUUCGGGCAAGUCUCUUCACCUCAAGUCCAUUGGCACCGAGGAGCCUCCCAAGGCGCUGAUGGCUCCUUUCCUUGCAGCCAAGCGGGCUGGCAAGAACCCCGUUCCCCCCCCUCGAAUCGCACAUGUCAUCUACUAUGUUCUGGAGGACAAGUUGGUGAACCAGUGCUGGGUCGAUGUUCCUUCCGCCAAGGUUGUCAAGUCCGAGGUGCUCAAGAAGGGCAUCCAUCCUCCCAUUGAUCCCUGGGAGGCCAACGAGGCCUUCGAGGCCGCCUUUGACCAUCCUCUGGUCAAGGACGCCAUCAAGAAGUGCGGCGUGGAGCAUCUGAUCGACAACCUCACAAUUGACGGCUGGAUGUACGGCUGUGACAGCGAGAUUGACAUGCCCCGGUACCUGCAGAUGCUGGUCUACUGCCGAGAUCCCAAGACCAACCACCAGGACUCCAACAUGUACGCCUUCCCCGUUCCGUUUGUUCCUGUCUACGACGUGCUGGAGAAGAAGCUCGUUCGAGUCGACUAUUGCGCCACCGGUGGAGACGAUGACGACGCUGCCGUCGAGGGCGUUGGCAACUACGACACCCGACCCGAGGGAAAGAACUGCAUCGAGCACUGUGUCACCAACGACUAUCUUCCCGAGCUUCAGGACAAGAUGCGAACCGACCUCAAGCCCUACAACGUGUUGCAGCCCGAGGGUCCCUCUUACCACAUUGACAGUGACGGCUACAUCAACUGGCAAAAGUGGCACUUCAAGGUCGGAUUCACUCCCCGAGAGGGUCUGGUGAUCCACGAUGUCCACUACGACGGCCGAUCCACCUUCUACCGACUGUCCAUGUCCGAGAUGGCGGUUCCCUACGCCGAUCCCCGGCCCCCUCUGCACCGAAAGAUGGCGUUUGAUUUCGGCGACUGUGGAGGUGGAAAGUGCGCCAACGAGCUGACUCUGGGCUGCGACUGUCUUGGUACCAUCCGAUACUUUGACGGCAACGUGUGCGACCCCGAGGGCAACGUGUUCACCCGAAAGAACGUCAUCUGUAUGCACGAGCAGGAUGACGGUAUCGGCUGGAAGCACACUAACUACCGAACCGACGUGGUUGCCAUCACCCGACGACGAAUUCUGGUUCUGCAGACCAUUCUGACCGUGGGCAACUACGAGUACAUCUUUGCCUGGCACUUUGACCAGUCUGCCGGAAUCCAGCUGGAGAUCCGAGCCACCGGAAUCGUCUCCACCCAGCUUAUCGACGCCGGCAAGAAGUCCAAGUUUGGCACCAUUGUCUCUCCCGGAGUCAUGGCCGCCUCUCACCAGCACAUUUUCAACGUGCGAAUGGACCCUGCCAUUGACGGCCAUCAGAACACAGUUGUGGUCAACGACACCGUUGCUCUGCCCUGGGACGCCAAGAACCCCCAUGGAAUCGCCUUUGAGAACACCAAGACCCCCAUCGAGAAGUCGUGCUACCUGGACUCGGACAUCCAGAAGAACCGGUACCUCAAGAUCUGCAACGAGAACAAGAUCAACCCCAUCUCCGGCAACCCCGUGGGGUACAAGAUUGGAGGUCUGGCCACCGCCAUGCUGUACGCUCAGCCCGGCUCCGUUUCGCGAAACCGAGCCGCCUUUGCCACCCACCACUACUGGGUCACCAAGUACAAGGACCAGGAGCUGUUUGCCGGUGGCGUGUGGACCAACCAGUCUGCCAACGAGGUCGGCGGAGUCCAGGAUGCCGUUGCCCGAAACGAGAACGUGCGAAACGACGACGUGGUUCUCUGGCACUCCUUUGGUCUCACUCACCACCCCCGAGUCGAGGACUUCCCCGUCAUGCCUUGCGAGAUUAUGAAGAUCCAUCUGUCGCCCAACGAUUUCUUCACCGGCAACCCUUCUGUUGACGUGCCCAAGUCCAACCAGACUUUCAAUCGAUCCGUCGAGGUCAAGGACUGUCGAUCUUGCAAGAUCUAG